AUGAUUCUGUCCGCGUAUUUGACGGUGGCCUUCGGUAGCCUUGUGGCUACCGCUGCCCUGAUUCCUCGUGUCCCCUCCGGCUCACCCGAGCGACCUGUCGUCGUUACGUCUGACUUGCCUAUCCCUGUCGCCCCUUCCGCUCCUGAGAAGACCGUCCGUCAAGAUAGUCAAGAUGCCGAGGACAAUGCCAUGGAUGCCAUGUACGCCGAUGCCAUGUACGCCGAUGCCGAUUUCAAAGCCACUGAAAAGGACCGCCACCCUUCCCAGAAGUACAGCGAGUUCAUCCUCAAUGAGGACUUGAAGGGUUGCAUCAGCCGGUACGGCUCUGACCCUGCCAAAAUCUCUGGCCAGUCCUCCAUUAGCGGAACUAUCAUUACCAACGUCAGAUAUUUCCAAUGCAACCAAGCACUCAUUAAAUGCAACAACGACGCUUUGGAGGCCCAGGCACAAUUCAUUCCGGGAUGGCCAGCACACCUCAACGAUCCCUCGCCUGUUAUGAGGACCACAUCCGUCGAACGUGGUAUGAUCAAGUGUAACCGAAUAGCUUCCAACAACCAAGAUCCAGUCUGGCCUGACUCCAACAUGAACAAAGAGACUUUUGAGCUUCGCGGUACAGUGGCAAUGUGCAACGUGCCGCUUAUUGCCUGCCUUGAGACUGUCCAGGACACGUGGGAAGAGUUGAAAAUCAAGUGGGAUAUGGCUUAUCCUUACUGA
Alternaria conjuncta is the source of this 714-nucleotide messenger RNA. RefSeq lists its product as uncharacterized. NCBI's taxonomy places the organism in Eukaryota, Fungi, Ascomycota, Dothideomycetes, Pleosporales, Pleosporaceae. The transcript has 2 exons. The record is from RefSeq and is a predicted model, not a curated record. Bases 1 to 714 code for a protein of 237 amino acids.